Fusarium pseudograminearum CS3096 is the source of this 432-nucleotide messenger RNA. RefSeq lists its product as uncharacterized. The transcript is spliced from 2 exons. Lineage: Eukaryota; Fungi; Ascomycota; Sordariomycetes; Hypocreales; Nectriaceae. The record is from RefSeq and is a predicted model, not a curated record. The coding region runs from base 1 to 432 and encodes 143 amino acids.
AUGAAGUUCUCCGCCGCCACUCUUCUCGCCGCUGCUGCCAGCGUCUCCGCUACUGCCGUCUUUGAGGUCAAGGAUUUCACUGCCAGCUGCAUUGCCCACAGCACCUUCUGCGACUAUCAGUUCAAGGUCAUCCAGCCCCACUCCAUGGAGACCUGGGAGAACGCCGUUGUCUGCAACGCCCGCGCUCAGUCCACCGACUACACUCUCCCCGACAUCAAGGAUGGAAAGUGUAAGGACUCUUCCCGCACCUUCACCGUCACCCGUGGUGACAAGGGUCUUCUCGUCAAGAUCUCUCAGCCCGUCAGCCCCAAGAGCAACACCGUUGGAGAGCACUUCAUCCCCAAGUCUCUGCUCUUCCAGUCCGAGGUUCCCAACGCCGAGGUCCAGAUGUACAACGGACCCAAGGACUUUGAGUUCACCCAGACCUCUUAG